This is a messenger RNA of Desarmillaria tabescens, 2802 nucleotides long. RefSeq lists its product as uncharacterized. The transcript has 23 exons. Gene Ontology annotation, biological process: double-strand break repair via homologous recombination. Gene Ontology annotation, cellular component: Smc5-Smc6 complex; site of double-strand break; nucleus. Gene Ontology annotation, molecular function: single-stranded DNA binding; damaged DNA binding. The coding region runs from base 1 to 2802 and encodes 933 amino acids. The record is from RefSeq and is a predicted model, not a curated record. Lineage: Eukaryota; Fungi; Basidiomycota; Agaricomycetes; Agaricales; Physalacriaceae.
AUGGCAGCGGGAAAAGCGCUGUCCCUUUCUGCUAUCACUGUGGCUCUUGGCGGUCGCAUCAACUCCACCGGACGCGGCAAUGGAUUAAAAUCUUUUAUCCGUGAGGGACAGUCUGUCGCAGAAGUCAUAAUUCACCUUAAGAAUCAGGGAGAGGAGACAUAUAAACCUCACGAAUAUGGGAAGACUAUCGUCAUUGAUGGCUCGUCUUCAUGGAAGAUCCAAAAUAAAGAGGGAAAAGUCAUCAGUACAAAGCGUGAUGAAUUAUCUGCCAUUUGUGAUCAUAUGAAUAUCCAAGUCGAUAAUCCCAUGAACGUCUUGACUCAAGAUGCUGCGAGACAGUUUCUGAGCGCUUCUAGUAAACAGGAUAAGUAUAAGCUCUUUCUUCGCGGCACUCAACUUUCUCAGUUGGCACAGGAGUAUGACACAUGCUACGAGAACAUUGUACACACGUCGAGGAUAAUCGAGCAGAAGGGUGCUGUUCUACCUGACCUACGUGCAAGCCUUAAUGAAGCCAAGCAGCGCCUUCGAGAGGCCCAAAAAGCCAGAGAUCAGAAAAAAAAGGAGGUCGAGAUGACGGACGCAAUCAACAAGUUAGCGGAGCUGAAGGCUAGGCAAGUACAGAUUCAACAAAAGCUGCAAGCUGCCCAGGCCGAUUUCGACGCCGAAACCGCGGCCGUGACUCGCCACGAGGAGGAAAUCACAGCCAUGGGAGACGUUACAUAUCUGACUGCCACGAAGGAAGAGCUUAGUAAUGUGCUGAGAAGCAAUAAGCGACUACUGAGGGACAUGUUGAGCGAAGAAAGGGAGAUGCAGACCACGCAUGCUGCGGCUAAAAUUGCUCUAGAGUCGAUCCAGAAGCAGAUCGCCGAUGAAACACGUCGACUCGAAGCUGAUACUCAAGCCAAACGCGACGAAUCCCAACGUCAACUCGAUGAGGCGCGUAGCUCGCUCCUCAUCGCAGAGGAAGCUCUUGCUCCGGUGGUAACGUCGAAAGGCGAAAUUGAUAGCCGUAUUCAAAAGCUAGCGUUAGAAGUGCGAGCUGAAAGUAUAGCCCACUGCCGAGAGAUGGUUCGGAACUGCGAGCUGCAGGAGAAAAAUCAGUAUGCGGCCUUUGGCAAGAACAUGCCCCACAUUCUCGAGCAGAUUAAACGAAUGCGGUGGAAGGGUGAACCUCCUAUGGGUCCUCUGGGUGUCCAUGUCAAGGUUCGCGACCCUCAGAAAUGGGCUGACCUGUUGCGAAGGCAGUUACGUGGGCUUUUGGUUGCUUGGGCUAUUACGGAUGGUGCUGAUCUAUUCCAGCUGAGGAAACUGUUGAAUGAGAACGGAAAUGCCGGUGUGCAGAUUGUUGUCGUAAAGCGAGAUCCGACGUUUGAUUAUACCAACGGAGAGCCGCCCACUCGUUAUUUAACCGCCCUUCGUGCUCUUGAGAUAUCCGACCCUUAUGUUACACAAAUAUUCGUCAACCAGCAUCGCAUUGAAUCUGUCUUCCUGGCUUCUACUCGUGCAGAAAGCGAGGUGAUUCUUCAUGGCUUUUUGGUUCGUCAAUUUCCGGAUUAUCCCCGACCGAGGAAUGAUGCGACCAGGUUGUUACUCAGUGGUCGUGAUAUUACUUCUGAAAAACAUCAACGCGAGCGCGAUAGUUGCCAGAAACGCGUGGACCAGCUUAACCAAGAACUUGUAGCAUCUGAUUAUCUUCAGAGAGAGGAGAGACUUGCCAAUGAAGCUGUCUUGAUAGCUGCAAGCACCCUUAAAGAUUUCGAAGCUGCAGUUCAGGAUGUCUUACCCAUCAAUAUUGCUGGUUUAGAGGACGCCAAGCAGGCUCAAGAAGAGGAAAAACGAGGUCUUGAGGUCCAGUUUGAAGCCCACUAUGCUCGGAAAAGCGAGAUCGACGCAGCACAGAAAGAACUUCUGACCAAGCUAAAAGAUGUCAAGGCUGAUAUUGACGAAUUUGGAAGCAGGCGCGAUGCCAUACAGGCCAAGGCUGAAAAGGUUGCCGAGAAACGUACACAGUAUAGAUCCAAUGUUGCCCAUUACGAGCGUAAGCUCGCCGAUGAAACCACCCGAGUGGAGGAGGCCGAGGCAAACGCAGUGGUCCUCCAAGCAGACUUCCAGGAUUGGACUGAAAAGGCAGCGGAAUAUUGCGACCGGGUGGAGACACGUCGUAAUCCCGAUGAGAUCAAUAGGAAUAUCGAGGCAGCGCAAGCCGCUUUGAAUGAGAGGGAAAGAAGAAAUGGUGCUUCUGUUGAGGAAAUGACGAGGGAAGUCAAUCGGUGGACUGAUCUGCUCGAAAAUAUCCAGAGAGAUAUUCGGCAGAUGGCGUCCCUGGUCAUUGCAUUAAAGAACUCUCUGACGGAGCGCAGCAAGAGAUGGCAUGACUUCUUGCUCCACAUAGCUCUCCGAUGCAAGCUCAUCUUCCAGUCCAAUCUAUCUAACCGCGGAUAUUGGGGUAAAGUCAUUUUUGAUCAUGAAGCAGAAACUCUGGAACUGAGGGUCCAAACCGACGAACAGGCUGCUACGCAAGGUUCUAGGGAGAAGGAUCCCAAAGCUCUGAGCGGUGGAGAGAAAUCAUACUCUACCAUUUGUUUAUUAUUGUCUCUAUGGGAGGCCAUUGGAUGUCCUCUGAGAUGCCUUGAUGAAUUCGACGUAUUCAUGGAUGCCAUUGAAACUGCCAAACAUUCCGAUAAGAAGCAGUAUAUUCUUAUUACCCCUCAGGACGUGACCACUAUCACAAUCGAGAACUCUGUUCGCCUGCAUCGGAUGCCUGAUCCUGAGCGGAACCAGGGCAUAUUAUCCUUCCGCUAG